This is a messenger RNA of Lontra canadensis (Northern American river otter), 4546 nucleotides long. RefSeq names its product RAB11 family interacting protein 1 (gene RAB11FIP1). The transcript has 6 exons. NCBI's taxonomy places the organism in Eukaryota, Metazoa, Chordata, Mammalia, Carnivora, Mustelidae. The record is from RefSeq and is a predicted model, not a curated record. Gene Ontology annotation, biological process: regulated exocytosis. Gene Ontology annotation, molecular function: small GTPase binding. Bases 9 to 3821 code for a protein of 1270 amino acids. Gene Ontology annotation, cellular component: intracellular membrane-bounded organelle.
CCGUAACCAUGUCCCUGGCGGCCUCGGCGGGCGGGGGGUCGGGGUCCGUGUGGUCCCCAACGCAUGUGCAGGUGACGGUGCUGCAGGCGCGGGGCCUGCGGGCCAAGGGCCCCGGGGGCACGAGCGACGCGUACGCGGUGAUCCAGGUGGGCAAGGAGAAGUACGCCACCUCGGUGUCGGAGCGCAGCCUGGGCGCGCCAGUGUGGCGGGAGGAGGCCACCUUCGAACUGCCGCCGCUGCUGUCCGCCGGGGCCGCGCCCGCGGCCGCCGCCACCUUGCAGCUCACCGUGUUGCACCGCGCGCUGCUCGGCCUCGACAAGUUCCUGGGCCGGGCCGAGGUGGACCUGCGGGAGCUGCACCGGGACCAGGGACGCAGGAAAACCCAGUGGUAUACCUUGAAAUCCAAACCCGGAAAGAAGGAUAAAGAGCGAGGAGCAAUUGAGGUUGACAUCCAGUUUAUGAGAAACAACAUGACAGCUAGCAUGUUUGACCUCUCCAUGAAAGACAAGUCUCGGAAUCCAUUUGGGAAACUGAAGGACAAGAUCAAGGGGAAGCAUAAGGAUAGCGCGUCGGAUACCGCCUCAGCCAUCAUUCCCAGUGUGACACCCUCCGCUGACAGUGAUGAUGAGUCUCCUUCCAAAGACAAGAAAAAGAAAUCGAAGAUCAAGACCCUGUUUUCCAAGUCGAAUUUGCAGAAAACGCCACUUUCCCAGUCCAUGUCCGUCCUGCCUACGUCAAAGUCAGACCGAGUGCUGCUUCGUCCUGGAGACUUUGAGUCCCGGUGGGAGGAUGAGGACAAUGAGGAUGACUCCCCCUCUGCCUCGGAUGUCAUGUCUCACAAGAGAACAGGCAGUGCGGAUGCUAAGCAGCUGAACCAGAUCAAUUUCAGCCUUCCCAAGAAGGAAGGACUCUCCUUUCUCGGCGGCCUUCGGUCUAAGAAUGACAUCCUUUCUCGUUCUAAUGUCUGUAUCAACGGGAACCAUGUUUACAUGGAGCAGCCGGAAGCCAAGAGCGAGACCAAGGACAGCACCCCCUCCUCCUCCCCGUCCCCCCAGGGCUUCAGGAAGAAGCAUUUGUUCUCCUCCACUGAGAACCUGGCUCCUCGGUCUUGGAAGGAGCCUGGGGAUGGAGGGGCGGUGUCUUCCGACCGGUGGUUCUCUGAGUCUUCCACCAAGGACUCUCUGAAAACCAUGUCUCUGCCGUCCUACCGGCCGCAGGGCAGUGGGGAUAUUCGGGAGAGCGCGGCUCCCGUGAGCUUAGAAGCCACAAAAGAAACCAAAGAGAGCAAGAAGCAGGAGAACAAGAAGUCCUCGUUGCUUUCUCUGGUGACCGGAAAGAAGGACGUGGCAAAGGGCAGUGAGGGCGGAAGUCCGCCUACUGUCCUGGGGAAGGAGAAGGAAGGCGCGCCGCUGCCGGAGGUCCGACCAAGGGAUGACCGGCCGGGGCCUGUCGAAGGCUUACCGAAGAGAACUGAGAAGGACACUCUGGCUGUCGUCUCUGGACGGGGUAAAUCCCUGAAUCCCUUUGAGGAAGUGCAGGUCACAGAACCGGAAGCCGACCGAGAGCCCAAGUCGGAAGCUGCACCACCCGUGGGCUCUGCACGGGCUCCGCAGACCAAAGCCGUCAAGCCUCGACUGGACGUGUCUCCAGAGGCUCAACCCACAACCAGGCUUUCUUCUUCCCCUGACUCUCCUGUCUUCUUUUCUGCUCUUCUUUCCAGUUCUGGCCAGACACCUGUCCCUUCUAAAUUGGGGCAUGGUGCAGAGACACCGUCCUCUGAAUCUCCCUCUGUCUUCUCUUUCUCAUCUCCCAUAGUGGCUCCCAUUUCCACAUCCACGCCGGUUGAGAACUGGCCUUCCACAGACAAGGGCCAGGCCAGUCCGGAAGAACCAUCUUUGCCCCUUAAGGCAGAAUUGCCAAGGGAGAGUUUAAUACAAGUUCCAAAGACCAUUUCUGGUGUCUCGGGGUCACUUUCCAGAAAGCUACCCACUCCAGCAUGUAAAGGGACGGAAGAUUCUCCCAUGAGGAAGACCAGUGAGAUAGGCCCAGACAGCACUGUUGGUAACGACUCAGAAAAGUCUCUUGUGAAGCAGUCUGAAAUGGGGCACCAGGAAGAAAUUCUGGGGUUUCCUGCCUCAGAACGAGACUCUGUCCCUUCAUCCCAAAAGGCCCAAGAAGUAACAUUCAGCCUUUCACUCCAAAGUGGCCAGAUUGAAACCCCAGUGGGGAAGCAUCUGAUGAGGGCAAGCACAGACUCAGAGAGUCCGUCUGUGUCCUUUGGGGAGACCAGCCUUCAGGAAGACAGCAUGACUUCUGCAAUGACGGAAGCGGUGCCCCCUUUUCAGAUGGGAGAAUCUGCUCCCCCUCUGGGGUCCGUGAUGCGGAGACACGAAGAGAAUGUGGGUGAGAGCCGAAAGAAAAUCAGGAAGCACGUGUCAUUUUCUGAGCAGCUCUUUACACAAGAGGAGGUAGAGCAGGCCGCCCGGUCAGUGGAAGAGGACAGAAGGCAUCCCCAGGAGCUGACACACGAGGGAGCCGCCGCUGGAAAUGCGUCAGACGGGGAGUCUGCUGAGGCCGCAGAGAGGGAAGCUGUGUCCCCAGCAGCGCAGUGUGGUGCGGCAGCUUCCAUGGCAGGCCCCCUUCCCGGCCCAUCUUGCGAGGAGAAGGGCUCAGAAGCCCCCAUGAGUGAAGCAGGCUCAGAGAAAGACAUUCCGCUCUUGAGGAUUGAGCCAGAAGAUACACUCAUGGCCCCAAAUCAGAGCAAAGCCAGUGAUCACGAAGGUUUAUUGUCCGAGCCCCUGAGUGGCCUUCACUCUACCCCAGGGGUUAACUCUCCAGUCGUGGCUGAUCUGGGCUUAACCCUUCCUUCCAUUCCUGAAGUGGCAUCAGAUGAUGAGAGAGUGGAUCAGGUUGAAGACAAUGGAGAGACAGCCCAGGUGGCAGCCCCAGAAGGAGGACCUUCCUCCUUGAGCCUGUCCCCUGCCCGUCCUGAGAUGGAAAAGGGGCCGAGGGGCGAGGCAGAUGGCUGGGCGGCGCCUGCAGAGGGUCCACAUGACCCCGGGUCAAAAGCACCCAAAACAUCCGCGGCAGCCUCUCCAGAGCCAAUGGCCGCUUCAGGAAUUCAUAAGCCAGAUCUUGGCAAGAGCUCAUGGUCGGAUGAACAGCUGCCACGUCCUGGCGGCGGCGAGAGGGAAAAGCUGAUGGGAAAUGGGAGGCCAAGCCCGCCUCCUGAUCCAGCCCUGGAUUCUCCUGUAGCCAGUCCCUCCUUUUCUGAGAACUUUCCUGUUACACGCUCUUUCCCUGGCUACCCACACGCUGACACUCACCACACCAGUACAGCAGAAUCUCAAAAAAAGGCCACAGCAGAGGGUCCCUCUGGUAAAGUGGAAAGUUCUGGCAAGAGGAAGCCGCUUCUUCAGGCCUGGGUCUCACCCUCAGAGACACUUCCUAUCUCAGCUCAGCCGAGCUCGGGAACGGGGUCAGCCAAGCACAGACUUCACCCUGUGAAGCCAAUGAACACAACAGCCACCAAGAUUGCCGGCUCCAGCUUGGGCACCGCCACCAUCAUCAGCGAGAACUUGAUCAGUGAAACUGCGAUGAAGAAAUACAACCCCUCGGACCCCGCCUUUGCGUACGCACAGCUGACCCAUGAUGAGCUGAUCCAGUUGGUCCUCAAGCAGAAGGAGACGAUAAGCAAGAAGGAGUUUCAGGUCCGAGAGCUGGAAGACUACAUUGACAACCUGCUCGUCAGGGUCAUGGAGGAAACCCCCAACAUCCUCCGCGUCCCGGCUCAGGUUGGCAAAAAGGCAGGAAAGAUGUGACUCGUCAGCCUAGGAGACCCAGACUGUUCUGUGAGUUCGUUUCCACCGGCUCCUGAGGUCAAGGACCCCGUAGGCCUGAUAACCAGCACACAGGCUCGAAGUCACCAGCCGCCUCCCUUGCCUGUUAUCUGGCAAGAGUCAGUUCCAGCAACUGAAGCCAGGUUAAUUAUUACAAUGAAUCUUCUACUGUACAUUCCCAGGGUUUUAUUUUUAAAUGCCACUGUGCCUUUAACUAUCUUGUAAAUAUUUUAUGCUGUGACCGGAGACGUGGUCCUAAGAUCUGCUCCUGGCCCAGAGCUUCGGGUGGCGCUGGGUGAUUCAUGCAUCUAACACUGGGAUUUUCUCUCUUCGAUAUUGACAUUUAAAAAUACAUACCCCCCGCUGCCACCUUGCCCCGUCAGUGAAGUGUGGGGUGAAAUGAGAAGGACCAGGCACGUGCUUGCUUGGCUUUUGAGAGUAGCUCAGGGUGGCGUUUGGCUGGAGGUGCUAAGUUUUGAUACCGUGUAAACCUCCCGGGCUUCUUGGACUUGGUCUUACUGAUUUGACCGAAGCGGGGGAGGUGAACGAAAGCCUUGUGAGUGUGCCUUGCUAGAUUUUGGAGCAAGCUGCCUUUUCUAAAUGCCACAACUCUUCAGCCUUACGGUAUGCUCCUGAUCAGUGCAUAGGGCCCACCUGUGAAGACGGGAGAGGCAGAACAGGGAGUUUGUCACUUCACACUCGUUUAA